AUGAAAUCACCUGUUCGAAAAGAAAAGAAACAUCAAACUCAUAAUCCUUCUUCUUAAUAAGAUUAAUUUUAAUAGAAAUUACUAUAUCCAGGAUAGAUUAUAGCAGGAAGAUUUAAAUUAAUUGAGAAAGUAGGUCAAGGUAGUUUUGGAUCAAUUUUUAAGACUGAAAAUAUAGAGACAGGUGAAAUAUGUGCAUCUAAAUUUGAGAAAAGAGAAUCAACAAAAAAUAAUAUGAGUUUAUUAGUGAGGGAAAUAAAGAUUUUAUUGGAAUUGAAAGGGAUUGCAGGUAUUAAAUUGCAUUAUGGAAGGAUUUCCAUAGAUUCUACAUUACGGAAGAGAUGAGAAUUACAAUUUCUUCAUGAUUACAUACUUGGGUUAGAAUUUAGAGUACUUAAUUAGAAAAACCAAGAAGUUCUCAUAAAUAAAUUGUCUAAGGAUAGGAUUACAAUUAUUAGAAAGAUUAGAAUAAUUACAUUAAAAGAAUUUGAUUCAUAGAGAUUUGAAACCAGAAAAUAUAGUAAUUGGAUGGUAAGACAUUGAUGUUGUAUAUUUAAUUGAUUUUGGAUUGUCAAAAUAUUAUAAAGAUAAUCAUGGAAAUCAUAUUCCUAUGAUUGAGAAAAAAGGUAUAAUAGGGACUGCUAGAUAUGCAAGUAUUGGAGCACAUUUAGGUGAGAAAUCUUAAAUGUAAUUUUAGGUAGAGAGUAAUCAAGAAGAGAUGACUUGGAAUCCUUGGCAUAUGUACUCAUUUAUCUGAAUAAAGGGAAAUUACCAUGGAUGAAUUUACCUAUCCAAGAUAAAUCAAUAAAAUAUAGCAAAAUACUUGAAUAAAAAUAAUCUAUUUCUCAUGAGAAAUUAUGUGAUAAUCUACCUAAGUGCUAUUAUUUAUUAUUAUAACAUGCUAAAUCUAGAGAAUAUACUGAAUAACCUAAUUAUACAUAUAUUAAAGAGUAAUUUUAAAAAGCAUUAGGUGAUUUAGAGUAUAUUGACAAUAUCUCUUUUGAUUGGGAGAAAUUGCCUGAAUUAAAAUCUAAGAAAUCAAGAAGAUCUAAUUCAUAAAAAAGACCAAAUGAUAAAAAACCAAGGAUUUCUAUUACUAAAGAACAUUCAAUUAUUCAAGAAUCUAAAUAAUAAUAAUAUUAAUAAUAAUAAUAAUAAUAAUAAUAAUAAUCAAUAAAUCCAUUAUAAAUAAUCUAACAGACUCAACAGAAAAGUCAGGUAUCCUUUCUAAAUGUGCCUGAUCUAGACAGUUAAUCUCCAGAUAAGUAAUCUGGACUUGAAAGAAAAAGCAGAGGGGUAUUAUAUCAUUAAUCAUUCAGUAUUUAAGUAGAGGAAGUGCAGGAACUACUAGAUUGAUGAAUUAUGAUCUUAGUUAAAUUGAAGAAGAUGAAAAUGAUGGAGACAAUUAAAACCAUACUCCAUUUAUUAAUGUAAAGAAAUAGAGAAAGGAUCUUAAAAGUUUUUCAGUCUUGUCUCAAAAUUAAGUAUUAAAAUUCACUACUUUCUGUAAACAAGCUGGUAAAACAGUUAGAGAAUAAUAAAUCGAAGAAGUCAAUUAAUUUUAUGGUUCUUUUGAUAAUUUAGAUCUUAUUGCCAAUGAUGAAAUCAAUAUCUAGAUUCACAAUAUUGGAGCUUUUUCAUUUAAAAAACAUUGA
Messenger RNA from Paramecium pentaurelia, 1652 nucleotides. The record is from the annotation of a GenBank genome assembly. Lineage: Eukaryota; Ciliophora; Oligohymenophorea; Peniculida; Parameciidae.